Trifolium pratense (red clover) is the source of this 2260-nucleotide messenger RNA. RefSeq names its product ferrochelatase-2, chloroplastic-like. The record is from RefSeq and is a predicted model, not a curated record. Gene Ontology annotation, molecular function: protoporphyrin ferrochelatase activity. Gene Ontology annotation, biological process: heme biosynthetic process. NCBI's taxonomy places the organism in Eukaryota, Viridiplantae, Streptophyta, Magnoliopsida, Fabales, Fabaceae. Bases 332 to 1915 code for a protein of 527 amino acids. The transcript has 11 exons.
AGUAAAAUUUUGAAUAAGAUGAGAUGGAUAAACAAAAAAGAAAAGAAGAGGUCUAUGUUUUUUUUCAGUCUUACCAGUCACUCUCAAACCUCAAGGGUCCCUCUCUCAAAUUCAGAUUUAACAUUCAAAGAAAUUUAUAACAUUUUCUGUAAUUUACUUCAUAAACACUAUAAUUGGAAGAACAAAAAACAACCCAAAAGAAAAUUAGAGAAAAAACUUCACCUUUUUGCUUAGUGGUAGUUGCCCAAUAUUCCCAAUUUUUGGGAAUUAGUAACAGAAGAACAAGUUAGUGGUGAAAAAGGUAUUUUUUUUGUUUGUUUGUUAAGAAGCUAUGAGUUCUCCAAUUCGUGCCCCUUCAACUUCUUCCUGCUCAUAUAUUCGUCCUCAUUCAUGUGUCACUUGUGCUUCUCGUAAUUUCAAGUUUCCUAUGCUAUUGCCACAGGCAAUCUGUACCACUCCAAAGGUGCACCGUUGCUCUGGAGGCCAUAUGGAGGCUUCUAGUAACGCUAAUCCGUUGAAAACUUGUAUAGUUGGCAAAUUUACUCCAGGAUGGUCUGAAGCACAGCCCUUGUUUUCCAAGCAAUCGCUCAACAGGCACCUGUUACCUGUGGAAGCUUUAGUAACUUCAACAACUCAAGAUGUUUCUGAUACACCUCUUAUUGGUGAUGAUAAGAUCGGAGUGUUAUUGUUAAACCUUGGAGGUCCAGAGACUUUAGAUGAUGUGCAGCCUUUUUUGUUUAACCUUUUCGCUGAUCCAGAUAUUAUACGAUUACCGAGGUUAUUUAGUUUUCUUCAAAAGCCAUUAGCUCAAUUUGUAUCUGUUUUAAGAGCGCCAAAGAGCAAAGAAGGCUAUGCUUCCAUUGGCGGUGGAUCCCCUCUUAGACGUAUGACUGAUGCACAGGCAGACGCGUUAAGAGAAUCUCUAUUUGAAAAGGAUGUCCCCGCCAAAGUGUAUGUUGGUAUGCGUUACUGGCAUCCAUUCACCGAAGAGGCUAUUGAGCAGAUUAAAAGGGAUGGAAUUAAAAAGCUUGUUGUGCUUCCACUUUAUCCACAAUUUUCAAUUUCGACCAGUGGUUCAAGUUUGCGUCUCUUGGAGAGUAUAUUCCGAGAAGAUGAAUAUCUAGUCAACAUGCAGCACACGGUAAUACCUUCGUGGUACCAACGCGAAGGAUACAUAAAGGCCAUGGCAAAUUUAAUUGAAAAUGAGCUGAAGAGUUUUGAUUGCCCAGAGAAGGUCAUGAUAUUCUUUAGUGCACAUGGGGUGCCAGUUGCUUACGUGGAAAAGGCUGGCGAUCCAUACAAGGCAGAGAUGGAGGAAUGUGUGGACUUGAUCAUGGAAGAACUUGAGAAAAGAAAGAUUGCUAAUGCAUACACACUUGCUUAUCAGAGUAGAGUUGGACCCGUGGAAUGGUUAAAACCCUAUACAGAUGAGACAAUAAUUGAACUAGGGAAAAAGGGAAUAAAACGUUUGUUGGCUGUACCAAUUAGCUUUGUCAGUGAACAUAUUGAAACACUAGAAGAAAUUGAUGUCGAGUACAAAGAAUUGGCAUUAGAAUCUGGAAUAGAAAAAUGGGGCCGUGUUCCUGCUCUUGGAUGUGAACCCACUUUCAUUUCAGAUUUGGCAGAUGCUGUAAUUGAGAGUCUCCCAUAUGUUGGUGCAAUGGCAGUUUCAAACAUUGAAGCUCGACAAUCUUUGGUUCCCCUGGGCAGUGUUGAAGAGUUAUUGGCAGCAUAUGACUCGCAACGUAGGGAGUUGCCGCCACCAGUAUUGGUGUGGGAAUGGGGAUGGACAAAAAGUGCUGAAACUUGGAAUGGAAGAGCAGCUAUGAUUGCUGUGCUGCUUCUGUUGUUUUUAGAAGUCACCACUGGAGAGGGAUUUUUGCACCAGUGGGGAAUAUUGCCCUUGUUUAGAUGAAUGAGUCCCACUCAAUUCAAUGGCAAUGAAAUUUAGUUUUGCUUGUAUAUGUAAUAUUAGCAUCACAUAUGCAGCUUAUAAUGGAAGUCAUGCACAAAGAAGGAAUUCUAAAGUCUAGUUUAGACACAGCAUUUGUGGAUGGAAAGAGAAAAAUAUGUAUAGUGAUUUUCUCUUGUAUGUAUCUAAAGCAUUUUUAUUUGGGUUUCAUGACUCGUGUAGCUUAAAAAGCAGUUAUUGGAAUAACAAGUUCCUUGUGAACUUAUGAGAGAGGGACUUUGUCAAUUGUACUAUAUUGUUGACAAGAGAGAUAUAAAGUUUGAAAAGGGUGCAAAAAUCCUUGUUUCA